Eurytemora carolleeae is the source of this 2171-nucleotide messenger RNA. RefSeq lists its product as uncharacterized. The coding region runs from base 33 to 1505 and encodes 490 amino acids. The transcript is spliced from 11 exons. The record is from RefSeq and is a predicted model, not a curated record. Lineage: Eukaryota; Metazoa; Arthropoda; Copepoda; Calanoida; Temoridae.
AUGACUUGAGUAUCAUCGGUAGUUUUGCUCGCAUGGAUCCUGGAACGAACUGUUCGUUCCUUGGUGAAGUGAAGGCUACGGACCCUCUAGCAUUCCUCAAACUAAAUGAACCUUGGACGGAGAAACCGUUUUCUCCAUGGAAACCUGGAGAUGCGUUCUCCCAGACAGAUGAUUGGUUGAACCCGGAGCAUCAAUCCAUCAAGGAGGGGAAACAAAUCAGAACCUGGAACCACAAGUCUCGACGAUGGUAUUACCACACGGCAGAGGGAGAAACCACAAAUGGUAUCACAGGAACAUUUGUGGUCGUAAUACUAAUUGUACUGCUGUGGAUCUACUCUAUGUACAGAAUGUGGAUUGUUUGGGCAUACACACUCAACUUUGAUCAGGCAACAGUUGCAAACCCAAAGGGUUGGGAUUUCCUAGUAUCCUGGCUCUCAAGCAGAAUAACAACCAAGAAAAGAAGAAGCAGAAAAAAAGGCUGUGUUCAGGACAUAGAGAGGCACAGGGAGAUAUUAGGCCAUUUAUUGGAGACUAAUGAAGUAAAAUCUGAAGGAGAAGAUCACAAUGAAGAAAAUGCUAAAAGUGAAAAUGUAAUCCAAGAUCAGUAUUAUUCUAAACACAAACAAUUCAAAAAUUAUAAUUUGUCCGAGGAAGAUGAGAAGAAGAGAGAGUUUAGGGCGUGUUCUGAAUACAGAAAUAAUAUAAAAGGAUCUGUGUCUGAUAUAAGCUGGUUCCAGCAGCCCACCAGGACUAGGAGAGAGAGCUACCGACAAGGAAGCAGCCACACAAACCCGUCAAUCCUUAAAUCCUUUCCAUCCUACAAUAAUUCAUACCCGGAGAGAAGACCGUCAAUCCUCAAGUCUUUUCCGUCCUACAACGAUACCCCCCUGGAGAGGACGUUGUCCAGGUCUAGUUCAAGUCAAGACUUCUCUCCCCAGGUCUUUUAUCAGGUUCAUCCGGCACAAGUUCACGUUCAGAUGCGGCAACAGAGACAAAGGAAAAGUGCUUCAGUGCAACAUCUAGUAGAACAGCAGCGGCUGAGUUUAGGUCCAAAUACAGUUUCAGAUUUACAGAUUAAAGAGAGAAGAUUAUCUUAUCAUCAGAAACCAGAAGAUGAACCUAUCCGGGAUAUCAGGGGCGGAGGCCAACACCUCCCUCCAGACCCUCAUGGAGUAGUUCGGUUUAACAAAAAUCCUCUAAACCGACGGAGGUUUGACACUUUUCAGAAUACGGGUUGGGGAUCUCUGGAUAAAUAUACUGGAGAGAUGAGAUAUCCUAGAUUAUCUAGAUCUAGUUAUUACGCAGAUCAGGGUUCUACUUCUAGGAACCUACGACGAGCCGAUUCAAAUCAAGAUGAUUACUUUACACCUGAAGAUAGUAGUGCGCACAGGAUGCGCGUAAAGAAAUAUUUGAAUGCACGUGAAUCCAAUGAUUAUAUGCGAAUGACAGUGCGCUCAGAAAGUCCCCAACCUCUCACUUGCAAUCAAUAUUUAGAAAUUGAUUAAAAAGUUGUCGGUUAAAAGAUAAUUCUACAUUUCACUGCUAUGUUAUAAAAAGUACCCACAUAAUCUACAGCUGGCGUGUUUCAAUAAACAUAGGAUUCUAAUAAAGACUUCUGAAUCGUAAUACACGUAGUAUUCUUCGAAAAUUUCGUUGCAAUGUAUUCAAAGCGAAAAAAAAAAUUUCAAAGAUGUAUAAGAUGUUGUCUCCAUGUUUUCUAUCUUUUUAGAGCAACAAAUAACUUUUCCAAUUGAAAAAAAAACCUAUUUAUUCUUGACCAAACAAAACUUUUUAGGUCGUAUUGUUGUAAAUCGGACCUUACAUUCUAUAAAUGAAGCUUAGUUUAAAAUUAAGUUUAAAGUCCCUUUAAAUUAAAAUAUAAUGUGUUCAAACAUUUCUUGUGACACUCCAUAUGUGACGUUUAUCCCAACUUAAUCAUGAAAUGAAAUAAAUGUUUAGAAAUGCCAAACAAAAAAAUCUAAUUCCUUCCAAGCUUUGAGAAACCAAUUUUCAAAAAAGAGAGUAAUUUUCUUUAAAUAUUUGUUUAAUAUUUAACAAUUUUUCGACCAAUGAUAAAAUGUCUAGAUGAGUACUCUAAUGUGUAACGACAAAUUUGUGUUAAUGUGUAAUGUAAUGUAUUAAUAUGUAAUUUUAUAGAUAUAACAAAUAUA